Messenger RNA from Acanthosepion pharaonis, 567 nucleotides. NCBI's taxonomy places the organism in Eukaryota, Metazoa, Mollusca, Cephalopoda, Sepiida, Sepiidae. The record is from the annotation of a GenBank genome assembly.
AUGAUGUCCACAGUACAGCCUCUCGACUAUAUAUAUAUAUAUAUAUAUUUCUUUUGCCCUCUCUCUUUCUCUCUUUUUCUCUCUUUCUCUUUCUAUCUCUCACUCUUUCUCUUUGCCUCUCUUUGUCUCUCCCUCUUUCUCUUUGUCUCUCUUUCUCUUUCUCUUUGUCUCACUUUCUCUCUCUCUCUCUCUCUCUCUCUUUCUUUUUGUCUCUUUUUGUCUCCCUUUCUCUCUUUCUCUUUGUCUCUCACUUUCUCUUUCUCUCUUUCUAUCUCUUUCUCUCUCUUUCUCUUUAUCUCUUUCUCUUUGUCUAUUUCUCUCUCUCUCUCUCUUUCUCUUUGCCUCUCUUUUAUUCUCUUUUUCUCUCUUUCUCUUUCUAUCACUCUUUCUCUUCCUUUCUCCCUUUCUCUCUCUCUCGUUUGUGCUGAAGAACAUGACACAUCCAAGUUAAGUGAAAUUCUGGACUAUUUUCAGCUUUGUCGGGCCAAUGGAGAAGUCAUAUUGCUUUCUUCUUCUUCUUCUUCUUCUUCUUCUUCUUCUUCUUCUUCUAAUUAUUAUUAUUAUUAA